This is a messenger RNA of Larimichthys crocea (large yellow croaker), 7423 nucleotides long. It is a transcript of the gene magi3b, whose product is annotated as membrane associated guanylate kinase, WW and PDZ domain containing 3b. The record is from RefSeq and is a predicted model, not a curated record. The transcript has 22 exons. Gene Ontology annotation, biological process: signal transduction. Gene Ontology annotation, cellular component: cell-cell junction; cytoplasm. Gene Ontology annotation, molecular function: protein binding. NCBI's taxonomy places the organism in Eukaryota, Metazoa, Chordata, Actinopteri, Sciaenidae. The coding region runs from base 681 to 5165 and encodes 1494 amino acids.
UCGGGAGCUUGGCAACAUCUCUCUUAGUUGUGCCAGGUGUGUUCAAACCUGUGGCAAACAAACGUUCGCAGAUGUCUCUCAGCUCAGUCACCAUGGGCUGGAUCUCAAUUGCAUAAACCACCUACCGGUGAUCGCUGCUGCCCGUCUAUUUUCAGCCUGCCCACAGGUAUGAAGGAUUUCUCGUUGACGCACUACAUUUCAGAGACAGACACUCAACAAUUCACCACCGAGUGAGUAAAAUCGCCUCUGUUUACAUUUUGUUUUGACUACUUCGGCGUCGGGAGGCUCCUCCAUAGACGAAGAAAGGCGCGGAUAUGUCUCUAGAGUAGCGAUGGAGAGCGCUGAGGCUGUACUGUUGCUUUUUUAAUCAUCUUCACGCUGUCAACUCUCCUGUUUUACGCACAAGGAGCGCUUGGAAUUAUUGCAACCCAGGCAACUGUGCUCACACCGGAUCAUAAACCCGUGGGAUGACGGAGCUCAGCGGCAGAUUCUCGGGUUGAAAAUCAGGCUCUUAAAUGUCAGGAAGAUGAAAUCCUCAGCAGGUCGGGAGAAUAACUCCGGAGGGUUUAUUAGGCCGCGUCACUUCGCGUUCAUUUAACAACAGCAAACCCGAGGCGACUGUAACCGGUUCGAUCGUUAGUAGUUCGACGAAGAAAAAAAAAAGAAAAGGCGGAGUAACCAUGUCCAGAACACUGAAGAAGAAGAAACACUGGUCCAGUAAAGUGGUGGAGUGCGCGGUUUCAUGGGGAAACCUGGGGGACUUUGGCACUGUGGUGGAGGUCUUGGGAGGAGCAGAGCUGGGAGAGUUCCCCUACCUGGGCCAGAUGAAGCUGGAUGUGCUGGUGUGUCACGUCGGGAAGUUGCCCUACUACGGGGACGUUUUGCUGGAGGUGAACGGGACGCCUGUCAGUGGACUUACAAAUCGUGACACCCUGGCUGUCAUACGCCACUUUCGGGAGCCGAUUCGCUUGAAGACGGUCAAACCAGGCAAAGUAUUGAACACGGACCUGCGCCACUACCUCAGUCUGCAGUUUCAGAAGGGCUCACUGGACCACAAGCUCCAACAGAUCAUACGGGACAACCUCUACCUACGCACUAUUCCCUGCACCACACGGCUUCCUCGAGACGGGGAGGUGCCAGGAGUGGACUACAACUUUAUCAGUGUUGGAGACUUCAGGAUCCUGGAGGAGAGUGGACUUCUACUAGAGAGUGGGACUUAUGAUGGUAACUACUAUGGGACCCCGAAGCCUCCGGCAGAGCCCAACCUGGUGCAGCCUGACCUGGUAGAUCAGGUGCUGUUUGAUGAAGACUACGGUGGCGAGGUCCCCAGGAAACGCACCACUUCAGUCAGUAAGAUGGACAGGAAGGACAGCAUGGUCCCAGAGGAGGAAGAUGAUGAUGAGAGGCCACCACUUGUCAAUGGAUUGCCCGAGCAUAAAGAGGGGGCAGACUGGAGGAAAGCAGUGCCCAGCUACAACCAGUCCAGCAGCACCAUGGACUUCCGUACAUGGAGCUCUCUUCCUCGUGAUGACAGCCUGGAGCCUCUGCCACUUAACUGGGAGAUGGCUUACACUGAGACCGGCAUGGUCUACUUCAUAGAUCACAAUACCAAGACAACCACAUGGUUGGACCCUCGCUUGGCAAAGAAGGCGAAGCCCCCUGAGAAGUGUGAGGAUGGAGAGUUACCUUACGGCUGGGAGGAAAUUGACGAUCCACAGUACGGCACAUACUAUGUUGACCACAUCAACCAGAAAACCCAGUUUGAGAACCCGGUCCUGGAGGCAAAGAAGAAGCUGAGCCAGGAGACGGCUGCGAUCCAACAAGCCGCCGCAGCACCUUCCCAAGGUAAGGGAGGUGCGUCUGGCUUCACUGCAGAUCCCAGCCAACUGAAGGGAGAGAUGUACCACACAGCACUGAAAAAGAGCUCCCAGGGAUUUGGAUUCACCAUUAUUGGAGGUGACCGUACCGAUGAGUUUCUGCAGGUGAAAAACGUGCUCAGCGACGGCCCUGCAGCCCAGGACAACAAGAUGGCGUCUGGUGAUGUGAUUGUUGAGAUUAAUGGACUGUCCGUGUUGGGAAAAACCCAUCCAGAGGUGGUGCAGAUGUUCCAAUCCAUUCCCAUCAACCAGUACGUGGAUAUGGUUCUUUGCCGUGGAUACGCUCUUCCUCCAGAUGUGGAUCUAAACAGCGAUGACCCCCUUCCACCUCCUCCACCACCACCGGCCUCUCAGCCUCAGCAAGCUCUGCAUGGUGGAGAGGUGGUGACGGCCGUGCCCCUCAUCAAUGGGCAGCCGCUGCUUGUGAAAGGUGACGUUCUCCACGGCUCAUCUCAGGAGCUCCACUACGUCACUACGGAUGCCAGCGGUCGACCCGUCGUAGCGGCCCUGCCGAACGGGAGACAGGGGGAUCGGGCAGAGUUAGCCACCACGAUGCUGCAACCAGAGCUGGUGAGCGUGCCGUUGAUUAAGGGGCCCGGAGGAUUCGGGUUCGCCAUUGCUGACUGCCCGCUGGGCCAGAAGGUAAAGAUGAUAUUGGAUGCCCAGUGGUGCCGUGGCCUGCAGAAAGGAGAUGUCAUCAAGGAGAUCAACAGGCAAAAUGUCCAAACGCUGAGCCAUGCCCAAGUGGUGGACAUUCUCAAAGACUUACCAGUGGGCAGCGAGGUCAAUGUGCUAGUUCUACGAGGAGUCCCCAUGGGAGGUGAGGUCAGCGUGCUGAUACUGACAGGAGGUCAAACAUCCCCUGUGAAGAGUCUAAAGCCUAGACAAGAAAUGACGGCAAGCACAGAGACUUUAGACGUUACUGCAGACUCGACUCCGCAGGCCCUGCCUUACCAUUCCAACACGAGCACCCUGCGCUCCACCGAUUCCCCCAAACGAGACGCUACAGAGAUGUAUCUGAAGUCCAAAGCCUUGCUGGAGAGCAGACAGCCUUACACCAAAGACAUUGAUGUUUUUCUAAAGAGAGACAUAGAAACAGGCUUUGGCUUCCGUGUUCUGGGAGGUGAAGGUCCACAACAGCCAAAUGUCUUUCCCCAGGUGUACAUUGGGGCCAUUGUGCCCAGCGGAGCUGCAGAGAAAGAUGGUCGUCUGAGAGCAGGAGAUGAGCUCAUUGGCAUUGAUGGUGUGAUGGUGAAAGGUCGUUCGCACAAGCAGGUGCUGGAUCUGAUGACCAACGCUGCCCGUAAUGGUCAAGUUAUGUUGACCGUGCGCAGGAAGGUCAUCUACAGAGAUGCGACAGAUGAAGAGAUUCAGGAAAUGACUCCAGUGCUGGUGAAUGGUUCUCCCAAGCUACCUCGCCUACCAAUGCCCAGCGCUCUGGACCAUGAGUCUUUUGACAUCACACUCCACCGCAAAGAAAUUGAAGGGUUUGGCUUUGUCAUCCUCACCUCCAAGAGUAAACCACCGUAUGGCGUUAUUCCACACAAAAUUGGCCGAAUCAUUGAAGGAAGUCCAACCGACCGCUGUGGUCUGCUGCACGUCGGAGAUCGUAUCUCAGCGGUCAACGGACGCUCCAUUAUCGAGCUCUCUCACAAUGACAUUGUUCAGCUUAUUAAGGAUGCCGGCAAUGUUGUCACCCUCACUGUGGUUCCAGAGGAUGAAUACAAAGGCCCUCCAUCUGGAGCCAGUUCAGCUAAACAGAGUCCAGCUCUUCAGCACAGAGCCAUGGGGCAAAGGUCAGCACUGCAGGAUGAACGUUAUAACCUGGAUGUGGAGGAGAAAAGGGAGGGAGUUAACUGGUCUGACCACAAAACUCUUCCACUUAGUGAGCAGGGAACGCUUUGUGUGACAGGACCUAACCAGGGUUGUCUGACAGUGGAGUUAGAGAGGGGUCCCAGGGGCUUUGGCUUUAGUCUGCGAGGGGGAACAGAGUACAACAUGGGCCUAUACAUCCUGAGACUGGCUGAAGAUGGACCUGCUCAGCUGGAUGGGCGGAUCCAUGUCGGAGAUGAGAUAGUGGAGAUUAACGGGGAGCCGGCACGCGGUAUUUCCCAUACACGGGCUAUUGAACUGAUACAGGCUGGAGGAAACAAAGUGGUGCUCCUGCUGAGACCUGGGGCGGGCCUCGCUCAGGAUGGUAGUCAACAUGAUCAAAAACUCAUUUCACCCACAAGCUAUUCCGGAGAGGUGUUUUACUCCAAUACAUCACCCCUGUCCUCUCCAUAUCCCACUGGGGCUUCCAUCUUUGUUUCCCCUCCCUUCUCCAGCAAGCUGAAACAUUCCCGCAGCUGGGGCGCCACAUCCCCGCAAGGCUACAAGCCCCGCAGCAGCAGGGGUUUAAGCUCAGUGGAGGAGAGCAGUGAAUGGGCUGACAAGGAGGUAGAAAAGUUCUCUCCUGUCUCCCAUGAGCAUAUGACAUUCUACAAGAGGACCAGGCCCACAAAAGACUCCAGAGAGCUAAGCAGCCCAAAGAAAACAGGGGAGACAUUUCCUAAAGCCAAAGAGCAACAUCACACUCCUGAAAAGACUGAGAGUCAGGCACAGAAUGAAACACAGAGCAGAAACAGGACGUCUCAGAUACAGACAAAGUCACUAUCUACAAACCCUAAGAAGUCUACUCAAGCUGGACAGCAAAUGGCUUUGACCCCGCAACGCACAGAGCACCAAGGCCCUCAGAGGGGAUUAAAAGACUCUUCCAGCAGAGAGAGCUUGGAUCGUGAAAAGAAAAAUGGCAAAGGCAUGGCAAAUCUCGAGAUUAGACAAUACACACAAGGAAGAGGGACAGAAGAUAGAGGAGAGAGGACCGGGCUUGGCCGUGAGCAAGAGAGUUUUAAAAGAAGGGUGGCAGGAGAGUCUCACUUCCACAGGACACCUCAUGCAGUAAGAGUAAGUGAGAAGGGUACAAGUAAAGACUCAAGACAGAGAGACGCUAAUGGGAAAUCUACAGAAGACAUGAAUACAGCAAAUAUCAACAAAAGAGAAACACUGCUGUCUAAAGAUUUACGCAGUAGAAAAGUUUCUGUAGUUUCGCCAAGAGAGCGAAAAGUAAGAGAAGACCCAUUGUCUUACUCCAAAGAGGUCAGUAGUAAGGAAGGCAUUGUGGCCUCUGUAAACAGUAUUCAAGUGACCCUGCAGAGCCCAAAGGGAACUCUUGGCCCCGGCCCUUGGAAAGUGCCCAGCUCAGCUAAAAUCCUCUCUGAGGCAGAGGUCCUACGUGACCCCUUAUAAUAGAAUAUUGAAUCACCCAGACUUGAGCUGUGCCAUGGAAUAUUUAACAGUACUCUCAGUGGAUUGUUUUUUUUGUUUUUUUUUUCUGAGUUCUUCCAUAAAACAGAGAAGUGCAACAUGGUGUCACUUAUGUCACUUAUAACCUUUGGACCCAAUGUCCAGAUUUGUCUUUCGACAGGGUCUUUUUUUGGGAGUCCUGUGACAUCACACGUGGCAUGUAGCAGCUCCCCUCUGCCUUGUCCGCUGCUUCAGCAUCUUUGAUCUGAGACUUAAGCAUGUGCGGCAUGCUCGGGGCCUUGUCAGAUAAAACAUUCUGAAAUGUGAAUAUGUGCCAAUCUUGGGAGCCUCCUGUGGAAUGACGACUACCAACAGCGCUUCACCCAUUACAAUGCAAUGACCCAUAUGCAAAGAAAAGGAGAAAGGCCCUCGCCUCUCACCUGUAGUAUACACCACAUGUGACUGUCAUCCAGGGUUUCAUUUUGCUCUCAGUCUCAUUGAGAUAUUUUGACUUGUCUUUUUUCUUAAAAGUUUGCUCAACUGCAUGCAGUCGUUCCUUCUGUUUGUUUUACUGCACGUGUUCUGCACAUCACUGAGGAUGAUUCUUGUUUCUCAACACCAGGCAGAUUUCUAAUACAAUCCAGCAAGCGUUCACUUUGCCGGGGACUCUAGACUGUUCUAUGGUUAUAGACAUGACUCUCCUUCAUACAAACAGUAUCAUUAAAAAGACCAGAAACUUGUGGUUUGAGAACUUGUUUACCAUGUGUAUGAUAGCCAACGUGUGUAAUUUAUUGAGAUAAUAGAUUAAUAUGUGUAUAUGUAGCUGUACCAAGCCAUUCCACAUUUUGAUAUAGACUUCGAAGAUUUGUCCCACGUUAUUUGAGCUUUUCACCAUCCUUCCAAUGUAGUUCAGUGGUAGGAAUUACCAUGGAUCUUGUAGUUCAUUAAAUGUAUAGGUAGCGUGCAAACCGCUGUACCAAAUGUUUGCGAUUGCUGAAAAUGUGUCUCAUCGUGAAAUAUAAUAUAUAUAUAUAUAUAUUUGAAUGUGUCAUGUUUUGCUAACUUUUAAAUAUCUAUUGAAUUCCAUUGCACUGCAUUUGCCCUUGUAGCAUAAAAGAACGACCAUAAAUUGUAUUUAAAUCGUGAUGUUGACUUGCCUUGCUACCAAUGCAUUUCCAUUAUUAUUAUUAUUAUUAUUUUAUAAAGCUAUUUCUUUUUUUCUUAAAGGAUUCACUGUUUAAGGCCAAACUUGCAAUUUAUAUAAUACUGUUCAAGCUCUGAGUCAUGGCACCUGGUGGUUUAACCUAUUGAAAAAUAAGAAGAAUGAGGGUGUUUGAUGUACAUGUCAAUCCUGCUGUGUGAUUAUGUGCCAGGGUGGCUUGAAGGAUAAUGGAGCUUAGAGAGUGAUGUGGUAGUUUAGUGUGAUAUUGAGCCUGCUGCUGAAGUAAGACAGAUAAGCAGAGAUCCUACCUUCUUACAAAUUUUAAAGGUAGCCGAGCUGAUAUAUACGAUUCAAAAAAUCAGUUUCAAUUUCACUUUUACUUUACUGCAUUUUUUUAGCUUCUGCUGUAAAAUCAGAGAAAUGGAAAUAUACUUGCUCAACAUGCUAAUACAACUUAUGAGAGUAAAAUCUGUUCAGAUGAGCUCAGGGAACGCAGUAUAGUAGCAAAAUGUGUGAUAGAGUCAUUAUUAGUGACAGACAAAUGGUGGUUGAGGUCUAUGAUAAGAGCUUGUGAUUGUAUAAGGGAGUUUUUCAGGUUAAAAUUUACUAGAUGGUGCGCCGCUAUGAGCCAAUCAGUGGUAGGUUUUUGUGCAAUAGCUUGGUUGGUUGAAUGAGUAAAUCCAACCUUGAGUGUCAGGUACAGGCAGUUCAGUCUGGUGAAUCAGAUAAUGCCCUUUUUAUUGUCAGUCCUCCACACUGUUGUACUCCUUUUAUUUUUUUUUUAGUUUUGACCAUUUUGUAUCUCAUCUCUGUGUCAUACUGUGGCCUUGCAUCGCUUCAUUAGAAAAACAAUCCUUGUGGUACCUUCUACAUUCUGUAGGAACAUUAGAUGUAAAUGUUUGUACAUUGUACAGCACCUUUAUAAAUACUUGCUGAGUGCUCUUUCUGGGGGUAAAUAAAAAAAAAAUAGAGGUAUAUUAAAUCGCUCCAUUAUUUUUUUAUGUAAAAAAAGAGAAAAUAUUUAAAAAUUGAUUGAAAAAGGAUAGACUAUGACCUUGACAUGGUGUUCCGUUCAUGCACUGAAAAAUAAAGUUUUACU